Molecule: messenger RNA, 392 nt
Organism: Drosophila biarmipes
Lineage: Eukaryota; Metazoa; Arthropoda; Insecta; Diptera; Drosophilidae
Exons: 2
Coding region: 1-315 (104 amino acids)
Source: RefSeq, a predicted model, not a curated record
AUGGAAUCCAUCAUUCACAAAUUGAAAAUGAAGCUUAGUGCAAACAUCAUUUUUCCUAUUUGGAUAUUUCUGGGAAUGGCCUUCGCUUCACCCACUCUUCAGAUCGAGCCUCGGCACAUUCCCUAUGGCAUGGAUGAAUUUCGACCCUUUCUUGUCAGAAAUUCCACCGACGUGCUGCCUUUGUCAAAAAAUCUAACCCAAAUUCAACGACUUCGAUGGGCCGAUAAAUGUGUGCAGUUCAGGCAUAAGUGCUCUUUGGCAGAGCACUGUUGCAGUCUAAAAUGCUUAAAGAGACUUUAUCGCUGCAUUAUUUAGUUCCGAAAAGUAAUAAAAUUACAAUGUAAUUUAAUAUGUCAAUAGCUCACUUAAAUAAAAAUGUUAUUUAAAAAAAA